AUCAAGCACCUAGGCAUGCAGACUGCUUCUACAAACAUUUUUGAAAGAAUGGGUCGCUCUCAGGAGCUCAGUUAAUAUAAGUGUGGUAUUGUGAUAGGUUGCUACCUGUGCAAUAAGCCCAUCUGUGAAAUUUCCUUGAUAUUAAAUAUUCCAUGGUCAACUGUUACUGGUAUUAUAACAAAGUGGAAGCAACUGGGAACAACAGCAACUCAGCCACGAAGUGGUAAGCCAUGUAAAAUGACAGAGCAGGGACAGUGCAUGCUGAAGCGCACAGUGUGCAGAAGUCGCCAACUGUCUGCAGAGUCGUUAGCUAAAUACCUUCAAACUUCAUGUGGCCUUCAGAUUAGCACAAAAACAGUGCAUAGAGAGCUUCAAGGAAUGGGUUUCCAUGGCCGAGCAGCUGCAUCCAAGCCUUACAUCACCAAGGGCAAUGCAAGCAUUGGAUGUAGUGGUGUAAAGCACACCGGACUUCACCAGAGAACAUUGCUUGCCUGGCUGCAUUGUGCCAAGUGUAAAGUU
Molecule: messenger RNA, 519 nt
Organism: Staurois parvus
Lineage: Eukaryota; Metazoa; Chordata; Amphibia; Anura; Ranidae
Source: the annotation of a GenBank genome assembly